This is a messenger RNA of Rubroshorea leprosula, 2477 nucleotides long. NCBI's taxonomy places the organism in Eukaryota, Viridiplantae, Streptophyta, Magnoliopsida, Malvales, Dipterocarpaceae. The record is from the annotation of a GenBank genome assembly.
CUGGCCUAGGCCGCCCCAAACCCUCUUCUUUCCCCUCCUCACUCUGCAGUUCCCAAAUCCCAAAACCCACCAUCUCCGUCUCAAAAUUAGGUUACCCAGAAUCGAAAGUUUGAAAAUUUUGAUCUAGAUUUCUAUACUUCUUGAGGGGGAAAAAGGUAUGGAUUCAGAUCAGGGAAAGCUUUUCAUUGGAGGGAUUUCGUGGGAGACCAGCGAGGAGAAGCUCAAGGAAUACUUUGGCCACUAUGGUGAAGUUUUGGAGACUGUCGUCAUGAGAGAUAAAAUCACUGGGAGGCCCAGAGGGUUCGGGUUUGUUGUCUUUGCAGAUCCUGAGGUUCUCGAUACUGUUCUCCAGGAUAAGCACACAAUUGAUGGUAGAACGGUUGAGGCUAAGAGGGCAUUGUCAAGAGAGGAGCAGCAAACGUCUGCCAGGUCUGGAAACGUUAAUACAAGUAGAAAUUCUGGAAGUGGCGGAGCUAUCAGGACCAAGAAAAUAUUUGUUGGAGGUUUGCCACCCAACCUAACUGAAGAUGGAUUUCGCCAAUAUUUUGAAGCAUAUGGCCUUGUAACUGAUGUAGUGAUCAUGUAUGAUCAGAAUACACAAAGACCUCGGGGAUUUGGGUUUAUUUCUUUUGACACGGAAGAUGCAGUUGACAGAGUUUUGCAGAAGACUUUUCAUGAUUUGAAUGGGAAGCAAGUUGAAGUAAAGAGAGCUCUUCCCAAAGAUGCCAAUCCUGGUGGGCUUAGCCGGACUGGAAGUGGUGGUGCUGGCAGCGGGGGUGGAGGUUAUGGCUAUGGUGCUUCUGGUGGCAACCCUAGUUCCUAUGACAGUCGUAUGGACUCUAAGAUGUACAUGCAGCCUCAAAGUACUGCAGGUGGUUUUCCUCCUUAUGGCUCAUCUGGAUAUGGUACGCCUGGAUAUGGGUAUGGUCCUGCUAAUAAUGGUGUUGGUUAUGGUGGAUAUGGAAGUUAUGGUGGUGCAGGUACUGGUUAUGGUGGUCCGGCUGCUGCAGCCUAUGGGAACCCCAAUGCUGGUUAUGCUGGUGGUCCACCAGGUGCCCCUAGAAGUUCAUGGGGCGCACAGGCCCCCUCUGGUUAUGGUACCAUGGGAUAUGGGAAUGCUGGUCCUUGGGGUGCUGGUGCUGGUAGUGGUGCUGGUUCAGGGCCUACUGGUCAAUCUCCUACUGGAGCAGCUGGAUAUGGUAGUCAAGGUUAUGGAUAUGGUGGGUAUGGUGGAAAUGAUGGGUCGUAUGGCAAUGCAGCUGGAUAUGGAGCUGUAGGAGGACGCUCUGGAGGUACCCCAAAUAACAAUGUUGGAUCAGGUGGGGGUGAACUACAAGGAAAUGGUGGGGGUUACAUGGGAAGUGGUUAUAGUGACGCAAAUGGAAAUCCUGGGUAUGGAAAUUCAUGGAGAUCUGACCCAUCACAAGCUUCUGGAAACUAUGGAACCUCUCAGGCAAAUGGUCCCCAUGGUGGACAAGUUGGUUAUGGUGGUGGAUAUGGUGGUACGCAGGGCCGACAAGCCCAACAACAGUGAUUUAAGUGCUUAAAUGCCAACUGGAUCUUCAUCUCUCUCUCAUCAAUGAUAUUCUCUUUGCUGGUGAUCAUGAAAAUUUCUUCUUUCAACAAGCAAGGGGAGAGGCUCCAGAUGAAUGACAGACCGGUUGGAUUGCUUGAAUCCCCGUAGUUUGCAGUAUCUAUUUUGCUAGUCAUAAUAAGUAGUUGUGAGGCAGGCUAGAUGCCCUUCGUUUUCCUAUUGAGUGUAGUUUAAAUUUGGUUUGCUUUAUAUCUGUCUGCUUGCUGCCCUGAUACUUUUCCUAUCUAUCGUAGUGUUUAAAUUAAGCCAUAUUACUUCAUAUAUCUGUCUCAGUCUCUUGCUACUUUGGUAUUUUGUGGUUAAUUUGUUCAUCUAGGGAAUCAGUAAUAGAUAGUUAUGCUUGAUUUGAUUAGACGAGUCUGGUAUGGAGAUGUACUGAGGAUUUUUACUGAUAGCAGUGAAGCCACCACUUGGGUUGAUCACUUCGUAAUGGUAGCGAUAAACGUAGUGGUAGUGACACAUGAGAAUGACAUAAUCAUUUUCCCCCUGUAUUUGCCCUUGUGUUGUACAGGAGGAGAGAUGCUCAAGUUCUAAGGUGGUGUCAAGUGUCCACUCAUGGCUGAACCUGAGCUUCGUGGUGGGGGUUGUUCCAUUGGGGGGUUAUGUUCAGCAAGGGAUGGAACCGAAGAGUACAUGCUCAGUUGGGAAUUAUGAAUUAACCUGAGAGGCCAUUUUCCAUCUGGGUGCCAGCCAUCGGCACCAAACUUGCAAUUCUUGGCUUUUCAAGUCCUGUCCUGAUAUUCAUUCAGCUUGUUGUGGGGAUUUACUCUCAUACAAUCGAAUUUGUGAAUCAAACAUCCUGGGGUAUGUUGACUUAAAAUUGUUGGAUGUCUCAUACGGAGAUUUCUUUUAUUACCCUUCUCUUUAGGCUGCCUUUUUGAUU